GCGGGUCCGCGGCACGGCGCUGGAGAAGGAAGUGGUGUGGUUGUUGCUCCCUUUGCGCCCACCACUGGCUCCCUGGGCGUGCUGAGGGGCGGCUGUCUCCAAGACUGCGUCGCGGUCUUCUUGUACUCCCCUCCAUGUGCCCUGGCGCCGCCUCUCUCCUUCCUCAGGCCGCCGCUUACGCCGGGGUCUAUGGAAGUAAUGGAAGGACCCCUCAACCUGGCUCAUCAGCAGAGCAGACGAGCAGACCGUUUAUUAGCUGCAGGGAAAUACGAAGAGGCUAUUUCUUGCCACAAAAAGGCUGCGGCAUAUCUUUCUGAUGCUAUGAAGUUGACCCAGUCUGAACAGGCUCAUUUAUCACUGGAAUUGCAAAGGGAUAGCCACAUGAAACAGCUCCUCCUCAUCCAGGAGAGGUGGAAAAGGGCAAAGCGUGAAGAACGAUCAAAAGCUCAGAACAUAGACAAGGAUGUAGCUACCCAUCUUCAGGCAUCUCACAAAACCUCUGCUGAGGAUGCAGAGGGUCAGAGUCCCCUUCUUUCUCAGAAGUACAGCCCUUCCACAGAGAAACACCUCCCUGAAAUUCAGGGAGUCUUUGACAGGGAUCCAGACACACUACUAUUUUUACUUCAGCAAAAGAGUGAGCCAACAGAGCCAUGUAUUGGAAGCAAAGCCCCUAAGGAUGAUAAAACAAUUAUUGAAGAGCAAGCAACCAAAAUUGCAGAUUUGAAGAGGCAUGUGGAGUUCCUUGUGGCUGAGAAUGAAAGAUUAAGAAAAGAAAAUAAACAACUGAAGGCUGAAAAAGCCAGACUUCUAAAAGGUCCAGUGGAUAAGGAGCUGGAUAUGGAUGCUGACUUUGUAGAAAAGUCAGAGUUAUGGAGCUUGCCACCACAUUCAGACACUGCUACAGCUUCUUCAACCUGGCAGAAAUUUGCAGCAAAUACUGGGAAAGCCAAGGACAUUCCAAUACCGAAUCUUCCUCCCUUGGAUUUUCCAUCUCCAGAACUUCCGCUUAUGGAGCUCUCUGAGGAUUUUCUGAAAGGACUUAUGAAUAAUUAAAAUGGAAGGCCUUUGGAGAGAUCAAAAGAAGAAAUUUAGCAACACAGUUAAUCCGGAAAAGAAGAAAAAAAAAAAAAAAAAGGGAAAACCACAUCACCACAUACAAGGGUAAUUCCAGAUGUGCUGCACCAUCUGACUGACUGGCAGGAGCAGCGUUGUCAGGACAUGGGAAACAGUCACUGUGAAAUAUAUUGCAUAUCUGAUCUACCCACUCAAGCUAAUGAUUCCCCCUGGCAGACAGUAAACUCUUGGAGGUUCACUUUCUCCUGAUACCAAAUGGCUACCUGGAAUAAUUUUCUCAAGCACCAAUUAUUUUUCUUAUCUUCAGGGUUAAAAUGUAUAAAAAUAAGUAUAAUUAAUCUAUAAUGCCAUAAAUGAUAAUGUAAAACCUAAAUAAUAUGGUGGCCUGAGGGGCUGCCUUGUAUAUGAAACAUGCUUUCUAUCAUGCAUUUACUGUAUGCAUUUUGUUAUGCACAUUUUGUUUAAGGUGUGUAAGAUGUACACCUAUCUAGAUGAAACUAUAUGUGCCACAUUUUGCACUACUUAUAAUGAUAACCUCAAGACUAUCAGGAGAAAUAUUUAAAUUUCCAUUUUAUGAAGAAAGAAACCAAAUUAUUAGUUAUGCUUUUAAAAAAAAUUACCAGUUUACAUAAUUAAUCAGGGUGCAUUUUACGUUCUAACUUUGUUACAUAAUGCAUCAUUUAAAAAUAUUAAGGAAAGAUCCUUUGUUUUUAAUGAUGCAUGAGGAAGUAACGCUAGUUGGCAGUAUUUGAUUGUAAGAGAUCAAUAAAGUAAUUGUGUUUUAUACCUU
This is a messenger RNA of Sciurus carolinensis (gray squirrel), 1864 nucleotides long. RefSeq names its product nuclear receptor binding factor 2 (gene Nrbf2). The record is from RefSeq and is a predicted model, not a curated record. The transcript is spliced from 4 exons. Gene Ontology annotation, biological process: autophagy. The coding region runs from base 190 to 1053 and encodes 287 amino acids. Lineage: Eukaryota; Metazoa; Chordata; Mammalia; Rodentia; Sciuridae.